AUGGCUGAUUUCAGACAAUUUAGAAACAUAUUCUUAGUUGUGUUAUUUUUCAAUCUUUGUUACUUUCUAAAAAUCUAUCGAAACAACAAGAUCCAAAACGAAAUCCUAAAUUUCCGUCAUUCAUAUUACAACUAUUACAACGACGAUCAAAUCUCCAUCGGUUAUCUCAAAGAAGAAGAUUCACUCCCUGAGGAACAAGAACUAUUACAGUUGCUUCACAAAGUCAAACGUAAUGAAAACAAUACAUAUUGGUUGGCUAACACUACCAUGGAAUACCCAUCGAUUAUGUUGAAUGCAUUAGAUUUCUUACCACCACCUGAAAAUGAACCACAAUAUAUUACAUGGUAUAAUAAUCCAAAACUUUACUACGAACCUAGGCUCACAUUGGCAGUGUAUUUAGAUGAACUAAAACACCAACUUAAGUUGCAUAAUCCUGAUAAUUCUAAAACUAAAGACCACAUGAUAAAAUUACCAUUUUCGUGGUCAGAUUGGGUUGAUUUAACUAUGCUAAAUAGUGAAAUAAUGAAGCCAAUUGGUCUAAAAAAUAAUUGUGAGUGGUUGCAAAAAGAAGCAAAUAAACGAACUAGAUUUCCUGAUUUUUGUAAAGAUUUAGUUGAUUUAUCAGACGAGGAGAUUGAUGAAAUAGGGUUAUCUAAGGAUCAACUACCUGGAUUUAUUGUAAAAUCAUCACCUAUGAAUAAGGCACCACAUAUGGAGGUGAUGUUGCAAGGUAAAUCAUAUUUAUAUACCCAACAAGAAAAUCCACUAACACUAGUGUUUUUGACUAGUAAUGGCACUUAUGAAGCACAGCUCACAGAGAAAAGAGAAAAGUUACUACAAACAGAUUUAUUCCACCGGUUCUUGAAAAGAAGAAAGAUUGACUGUAAACAGGCCCAUGGCGUGGUACCAGUUGAAUUUAAUCCACAAUCUGAAUUCCGAAAAUUGUUACGUGCAAUCCCACCAAGACCACUAGAUCCAAAAGAUGAUUUGCAUGGCAUUAGUAAAAUCGUCUCAAAUAAAGGUGAUAGAAAUAUUUUGAGACAACUCAAUUUAGACCCUUCAACAUUCCAUUAUACUCAACAGAAUGUUGAACAACAAAUCGCCAGUUAUGAAACCAGAUUAAGUAAAAUCGAGAAGGUAAUAACAGAUGAGCUAAACUAUGAUCUAAAUGUCCUCGAAACAAAUAGAUUAACUAGGCACGAAUUAAAUCAUUAUCGUGGGUUAAAAUACGCCAAUUCCUUCUCGGUUGAUGUGGAACCAACCUAUUAUAAAUUGGCAACAUUGAAAAAAAAUCAAUAUAACCUUGAUUCAGGUUGGCAUUAUGAGUGGAGAUUUUUCAAUGGAGCUAUGAGAUAUCUAAAAGACGAGACGUGGUCAUAUGAACAAAUGGAAGUGAGAGAACAAAUAAUCUUGGACAGGUUAUUGAGAAAUUGGUUUAAAUUUGCUGAAGCAAAGGGUAUAGUUUCCUGGAUAGCCCAUGGUCCCUUAUUGUCUUGGUAUUGGGAUGGUUUAAUGUUUCCCUUUGAUAUAGAUAUUGAUCUCCAGAUGCCAUCGUCGGAAUUGAAUCGGUUGGCUGCCAAUUAUAAUAUGACUCUAGUCAUUGAAGAUUUAAAUGAAGGGUAUGGGAAAUACUUGAUAGACUGUUCCACAUUUAUACAUCACAGAAAUGUUGCUGGUAGAGACAACCACAUUGAUGCAAGGUUCAUUGAUGUUGACACCGGCACAUAUAUUGAUAUUACUGGUAUGGGCUUGAAUGAUGAAAAACCACCUCCGCAAUAUGACAAUUAUAUUAAUGAAAAAACGGAAGCCAAUGAAUCUGUCGAAUUAUACAUGGAUAGAAGAAAACAUUGGUUAAACUAUGAAAAAAUCAAUCCCUUGAGGUAUUCCAUGCUUGGAGGGGUUCCUGUAUUUGUUCCAAAUGAUAUUAUGUCAAUGUUGAACCAUGAGUACCCUAGGGGUACCAAGAGUCAUUAUUAUGAUGGAUAUUAUUAUGUUCCUUUGUUGCGAUUGUGGCUUCAAGAGUCAAAGAUUCUAACUGCUUUCAAGCCAGAACAAUAUGAGGCAGUGACAGAUGAGGCUCGACAAGAGAAUAUACUUGAACUUAUCAAAAACCUAAGGCAUGAAGAUGCCUUUCAAUUAUUGACACUGAGCAAUGAUAUACUAAUCGAGUACUACUUGACCCAAAAAUACACUGGAUUGCAUGUAAGAGAAAAACAACUAAUGAUGGACGAAGCUUCAGAACGACUGAUACUUGAUCUAGAACACAAUGAACAAUACAACAGCUUAACAUCAAAUUUUUAUAUUGGACCUCCUUUGAGGAAAUGUUUGUUUGAUUUCGAGUAUUAUGGGCGAUUUAAACAUAUGGCGAAGCAAACUGUGUCCACAAUUGUAGAAAAUGAGAAGAUGGAGGAGUCUAAAACAUUUUGA
This is a messenger RNA of Candida albicans SC5314, 2427 nucleotides long. RefSeq lists its product as uncharacterized. Lineage: Eukaryota; Fungi; Ascomycota; Pichiomycetes; Serinales; Debaryomycetaceae. The coding region runs from base 1 to 2427 and encodes 808 amino acids. The record is from RefSeq and is a predicted model, not a curated record. The transcript has a single exon.